Molecule: messenger RNA, 1804 nt
Organism: Colletotrichum phormii
Lineage: Eukaryota; Fungi; Ascomycota; Sordariomycetes; Glomerellales; Glomerellaceae
Exons: 4
Coding region: 8-1804 (598 amino acids)
Biological process (GO): phosphorylation
Molecular function (GO): kinase activity; UDP-glycosyltransferase activity; phosphotransferase activity, carboxyl group as acceptor
Source: RefSeq, a predicted model, not a curated record
GUCUACGAUGCACGUGUAUAACCAGACCUCUGCGGCGGCGAGGCUUGGUGUGCCGUUGCAUUUGUUUGGGAUGAAUCCGAGGAUCUUUUCGAAGGAGGUGCCGCAUUCGCAGGCUGAGUGGGCUUUGAAGGGCCCGAGUGAGGGGAAGAAUGUUUUGUCUUGGUGGGUUCAGGAUUUUAUGUUCCUCGAGACGAUGAAAUCCGUCAUCAACGACGUCCGCGUCAACGUAAUGGGCUUGGAGAGCAUGUCCCCCGCCUGGUGGCUGAGCCAGUACAACAGGAUGAAUGUCCCCUGCACAUACCUCUGGUCGCCGAGACUCCUCUUGAAGCCGAGGGACUGGGCGGAUAACAUCGACGUUGCGGGCUUCGUAUUCGAGGAUGUGCCUUCGGAUUAUACCCCGUCUCCAGAGUUGGCUGCGUUCCUGGAGGCUGACCCGGAGAUGCCGCCGGUGUAUAUCGGUUUUGGGAGCAUGUCGUUUGCGAAUGCGCAGGAUGUGUUCGAGGGAAUAUUUGAGGCGACAAGGAGGGUUGGUGUUAGGGCCGUUGUUGGGAAGGGGUGGUCUAAUUUGGUCAAGGAGGAGGUUGGGCGGGAUGGGAAGGGGGAUGAUGGUGAUGGUGAGAGUCAAACGGACGGCGGGAAAGGUGGGAACAGAGACAUGUCGCAUAUAUUCAUCGUCGACGAGGCGCCGCACGCGUGGCUGUUUCCUCGGGUCAGGGCCGUGGUGUGUCACGGGGGAAGCGGGACGACGGCCAUGGCGCUUCGGAGCGGGCGGCCUACGCUCGUUGUGCCUGUUGCCGGGGACCAGCCUUUCUGGGGCACGAGGGUCCACGCUGUCGGGUGUGGGCCUGAAGCCAAGUAUGGUUUGGCGGAGAUGAAUUGCGAGAGGUUCGAGGAAGGGCUGAGGGAGCUUUUGAAACCUGGCUACGCUGCUGCCGCGGAGAGGUUUGCGGUUCAGGUGAAGGGGGAGAGGCCUGGGGAGGAGGUUUGUGUUGAGAGGGUGCUUGAGACGGUUGGGGUUUAUGAGAGGGUGGGGAGGUGUGUUGUUUAUGAUGGACGGCCUGCUGUUUGGAAGGUAGCAGCGAGGGCGGAGGGAGGACAAGGAGAGAGGAAGUUGUCUGCUGUUGCUGCGCAUGUUCUUGUUGAGAGUGGAAGGUGGCCUGAUUUGACGGGGCCUGGGGACCCGGUGACGGGGUUGAUUCUUGGGGUGCAAAAGGCGUUUGGGAAUGUUACUGCGGAUGGGAGGACUGGCAGAUGGGGGAGGUUGGGGCUUCAUGUUUUGAGAGCUCCCCUCACGAUCCUGGCCGCCGUGGCGUUCGGCCUCUUCAACCUACUCGACUUCAUCCUCUACGAACUCGCCUCGUCUUUCGAGCCGAAGCUCUACGCGAGUAACCCGCGGCUAUACUCCUACCUGCGGAUGCUUCUCUUCCUCCUAUCCGCGCCUUUUGUCGAGCUCGCUUCCGUUAUGACGCAGCCGGCGCGCUUUCUAGCGGCGAGAAGACAAGGAGGAAAGGGGGGAAGAAGGAAAAGCUUGCUGAGGGUGAUCCUCCAGGUGCCGCUUGCACUUCUGAGAGUGGUUUUGGCGCUGGUUAAUGUCCUGGUUGGCGGGCUUGGUAUUACGCUUCGGCAGCUGGAGCUUUCUUGUGCGAGGGCUAUGGGGGAGAGGCCUGUGGGAGAUGUUGUUGCCGAAGCGAGGAUUCUGCAGGGGAGGGUUGAGGCGGAGGGGUUGAGGGUUGAAGGGGUUGAGAGUGGGAGGGAUUUGGUGGGGGAUAUUGUUCGGAGGUGGGAUGAGCGGAAGAAGGCUUGA